Rana temporaria (common frog) is the source of this 2502-nucleotide messenger RNA. It is a transcript of the gene FAF1, whose product is annotated as Fas associated factor 1. Gene Ontology annotation, cellular component: nucleus; endoplasmic reticulum. Gene Ontology annotation, molecular function: ubiquitin binding; NF-kappaB binding. The transcript has 19 exons. The coding region runs from base 241 to 2223 and encodes 660 amino acids. Lineage: Eukaryota; Metazoa; Chordata; Amphibia; Anura; Ranidae. The record is from RefSeq and is a predicted model, not a curated record.
GGCCGCCAACCGCCUGUCAUUGCGACCUCAGUGACGAGCAAAAUGUGCGACAGCGCCGUGCGGCGGAGGGAGAGCAGACAGCGGCUGGCAGCGGAGACACAGAGAGCAGAACCAGGCCGAGGAUCAGACUAGAGUAGCCCAGAGCGUAGGACAGGCCCCGGGGGCCCAGCUGGGGGUUCAUGAUCUGCUAACCGGAGAUCCCAUCACUGACACCCGCCUAGCGGCUCCACUGAGGGGGACAUGGCCUCCAACACUGACAGAGAGAUGAUCCUAGCUGACUUCCAGGCAUGCACUGGCAUCGAGAAUAUUGAUGAAGCUAUCACACUGCUGGAACAGAACAACUGGGAUUUAUUAGCGGCGAUAAAUGGAGUAAUACCACAAGAAAAUGGCAUUUUACAGAGCGAAUUCAGCACAGAUUCGAUACAGGGUCCUGUGUUUGGUCCCGCAGUCCAACCCAACACCUCUACAUCCAUUGCUUCUCCCUCAUCGUUGUCUACAUCAGCGUUCCGCCCGGUAAUCCCCAGUCGGCCGGUGGUGGAACGCCUCUCGCGAAUGCUGGACUUCAAAGUGGAGUACAGAGACAGAACUGCAGAUGUUGUUCUAGAAGACAGCUGUUCUGUUGGUGACAUAAAGCAGAUCCUCGAAAAUGAGCUUCAGGUUCCUGCAUCCAAAAUGCUGUUAAAAGGCUGGAAGUCUGGAGAUGUGGAGGACACUACUGUCCUAAGGACUCUUCACUUGCCAAAAAACAAUAACCUUUAUGUCCUCACUCCCGAGUUACCUCUGCCAUCUUUGCCCAGCCAAUCCAGCCAAUCCAGCUCUCAGCCAGAGGAUUCAUUAAAACAGAACUUCAUGCUGAUCAUCACCCACCGCGAAGUCCAGAGGGAGUACAACCUGCAGUUUUCAGGGAGCUGCACAAUACAAGAGGUAAAAAGAAACGUUUAUGACCUCACAAGUAUUCCUGUUCGCCACCAGGUGUGGGAAGGUUGGCCGCCAUCAGCUCAGAAUGAUUCUAUGACGCUGGCGUCUGCAGGGCUCAACUUUCCAUGUCACCGGCUUUCAGUGGCUAGACGAACGUCCCCCGUUCAGACCAGAGAGCAGUCUGAAGAGCAAUCUACAGAUAUUCACAUGAUCAGUGAUAGUGAUGGAGAUGACUUUGAAGAUGCUACAGAAUUUGGGGUGGACGAUGGAGAGCUCUUUGGAAUGGCCUCCGCCUCUGCACUACGAAAGUCCCCAAUGAUGCCGGAAAAUGCUGAAAAUGAAUCUGAUGCUUUGCUGCAGUUCACGGCAGAAUUCUCCUCCAGGUAUGGAGAGUGCCAUCCCGUGUUUUUCAUUGGAUCACUAGAAGCUUCAUUCCAGGAGGCGUUUUAUGGGAAAGCACGAGAUCGAAAACUUCUUGCCAUCUACCUCCACCACGACGAGAGUGUCCUCGCCAAUGUCUUCUGCUCCCAGAUGCUUUGUGCGGAAUCCAUUGUCUCAUAUUUGAGUCAGAACUUCAUCACGUGGGCCUGGGACAUGACCAGAGAGGCUAACAGAGCUCGGUUUCUUACGCUAUGUACCCGACAUUUUGGCAGUGUAGUAGCACAGACUAUUCGAACACAGAAGACGGAUCAGUUUCCUCUUUUUCUUAUUAUAAUGGGGAAGAGAUCUUCUAAUGAAGUGCUUAAUGUCAUUCAAGGGAACACAUCUGUGGACGAGCUUAUGAUGAGACUUAUCUCAGCAAUGGAAAUCUUCUCAGCCCAGCAACAGGAAGAUAUCAAGGAUGAGGAUGAACGAGAGGCCAGAGAAAAUGUGAAAAGAGAACAGGAUGAGGCCUACCGCGUUUCUCUAGAAGCUGACCGAGCAAAGAGAGAGGCCCAGGAGAAAGAGAUGGCCGAGCAGUGCCGAUUGGAACAGAUUAAAAAAGAGCAAGAUGAGGAAAGAGAGGCAAUCAGACUUUCUUUAGAACAGUCCCUUCCGCCAGAGCCAGAAGAGGAGCAUAGUGAACCACAAAGCAAACUACGCAUCAGAACACCAAGUGGGGAGUUUAUCGAGAGGCGUUUUCUCAGCUCCGGCCCCUUACAGGUGCUUUUCAACUUUGUAGCAUCCAAAGGAUUCCCCUGCUCUGAGUACAAAAUUCUCAGCACCUUUCCUCGAAGAGAUAUCACGCAGUUGGAUCCCAGCAGAUCUCUCAUGGAACUUAAGCUGUACCCUCAGGAAACACUUUUCCUGGAAGCCAAGGAAUAAGUGUCCAUAGAGCGGACUGUGCCAGCAGCAGAAAAGUUUCUGCAUUACGGGAUAAGGAACGUUGCUCUCUGUCACCUCCCUGCUCCUGGAGUGCACCCGCACCACCCGGAAGAGAGAGCUUUAGAGAUGCCAUGUUGGAAAGAUUCCACCUAAGCAAGGGAUCACCCCAAUACAAAAGUCAAAGAAUACACGUCGCCCGUCAUCCAGCUUCUGAUCGAAUGAAUGCACUGUUCUUACACCAAAGGUGGUUCCAUUAAAGAGUAUCUGGCACUUCUGAAA